Molecule: messenger RNA, 909 nt
Organism: Torulaspora globosa
Lineage: Eukaryota; Fungi; Ascomycota; Saccharomycetes; Saccharomycetales; Saccharomycetaceae
Gene: DPI35
Product: Dpi35p
Exons: 1
Coding region: 1-909 (302 amino acids)
Source: RefSeq, a predicted model, not a curated record
AUGGCUUUUCCAAGAAGAAUACCAAUUGGUGGGUGGAAGCAUGCUCUGAAGCCUGAAAGUCCCACAGUGAUCACCUUCGAUGCUUACAACACAUUAUAUGCAACGACACUGCCAGUUAUGCAGCAGUACUGCCUGGUUGCCAAGAAAUACAACGUCAUCGCCGAUCCCAUGCAACUAACCAUGAAAUUUCCCAAAGUCUUCAAGGAGCUGAGGGAUAGGCAUCCGAACUAUGGCAAGUUUACAGGCAUCACCGCAGUGGAAUGGUGGAGCAAGCUUAUCACGAACGUUUUCCAGCCGCUGGAGAUCUCAAAAGAGAUGGUUGAGGAGAUUUUAGUGAGAUUCGAGGGUUACCAAGCUUACCAGGUGUAUCCAGAUGUGCUUGAUUUCAUAAAAGAAGCUAAAUCAAAGCAUCCGGAUGUGAUCUUAGGUAUCAUCAGCAACACAGAUCCGGUGGUAUAUACAUUGCUGCAAAACCUUGGACUGUACGAAUACUUUAAACCGCAUAUCUUCUUAUCAUACGACCUAGAUCUGAAAAAGCCCUCCAAAGAGAUUUUCGAAUAUGCCCUUGAGGAUAUGGCGAAGAGGUAUCCCAGAUUGCUAGAGAAUAAUGACCUCGGGACCCUCAGGUCUCGGUGCUGGCAUAUCGGCGAUGAGGCAAUCAACGACAUGCGCGGUGCUGAGAAUGCUGGAUGGAAUGGAGUACUGAUCGAUAGGAACAAUAAGUACGGACACUUAUCCAGGUCUUUUGAGCACAAGGACAGGAGCAGCGACCUUCUGUCAGUCGAUAAAAUUGAUACUACUUCAAGCAUAAGCUACGAGGAGAGCUUGAGACAAAUGGAUACUGUUCUCCUGGGUGAGAGAGCCUUUGUGGUGUCAAACUUCAAAACUCUUCAAGACUUCCUACUUUGA